UCUUAUAUACAUUUGCUUUUUUUCCAAACAUCGGUUUAAUCGUUGGGUCACGGUAGAGUUCGGUAUUGAUCCCCCACAACCUAAAAGGGGAAUGUAUGAACAGAGCAAGUUCAGUCCUCAUACUUCAACCUUUUUCACUUGGAAAUUGAGUUCUUCGUUCAAUGAAUUGAAACAAAGUUCCUUUAUAUUCUAUUUUUAUAUACCUGAAAAUUGCGUUUUCUUCUUGCAUUAUACGGUUUUCGUUUCUAUAUACAAUUGGUAUUAGUUCCCAUCGAUGCAUUCAGAGCCUCAAAAGAAUGAUGCUAUUCCUUAUCAAAGAGUGAUAAAUGUUUCACGAAAUUUCCAGUUGAAAGCUUCAAUCGAAAAAGAAAGUCGUGAAUGGAGUUUCCAGCCCCGUAGUAGCAGCGCUGCCUUGUAUUCAGCUAUAGCAUCUCUAGGAAAUACCGACUCUCCAUGGGAAAGCAUCCUUAUUGCUUCACCAGGUGCCAUUCAGGUUACUCAAAAUGAAACCAUGAGUUCGCCGGCGGUGGUGAAUGUCAAUUCAUCUUCUAACGUGUUAAGUUCUCAGCGUCGAUCUCCCUCCUCCACCGUCUUUAAACCGACAGAUCAAGCAUCUUUUUACAAGAAGGCUUGUCAAUUUUACAAAGAUAGGAAUAUCGUUUCUAAAGUUGUUCCUGUUUGGGGGAAAUUAAGUUCAAAGUUUGCUCCUGGUUCUAUACAGGAUCCUUCUGAGUUUCUAAAGUACGCUUCGGACGUGGGGUCAAACCGUUUACUGGAGGGUCCAAAGUAUGCAGACAAUGUGUUGUGGGAUGUGCUACAUUACCGAAUUCCUACCAUUGAUGGCUUUCAGCAACAAAUAUGGUGGAAAGACUUCAAUAAAUGGACCCAGUAUUUCGCGGAUUAUGUCGUCUCGAUCUAUCAACCAGGUGAUUUGAUACUUAUCCACGAUUAUUCUUUAUUUUUGUUACCGAAAUUAAUUCGGAAGCAAUUGCCUGAUGCAAAUAUCGUCUUUUUCCUUCACGUACCCUUCUGUACUUCGGAAAUUUUUCGAUGCCUUCCAAAACGAGCUGAGAUCUUGAAUGGUGUUUUAGCCUCAAAUGUUAUAGGGUUUCAAACUGAUUCUUACGCGCGACACUUUUUAAGCACGUGUGUUAAUGCUCUUGGUUUGGAAGCCACGUCUUCUUCGUACAUCGACACUUCUGAUGGUUUCCGUGCUGCCAUUUUGUCCUCCCAUGUAAACAUAGAUGUGCCGCACGUAUAUUCAAUAUGCAAUAAGCCAAUUGUACAAUCCAAAAUUGCUCAACUUCGCCAUCUUUAUCACCGUAACAUGAAAGUUAUUGUUGGUCGUGACAGACUGGAUAAGGUUUGUGGUAUAAUACAUAAGCUGCGGGCAUUUCGUCAACUUUUGGUUAAGUAUCCGCACUGGAGGAAGAGAGUGAUAUUAAUCCAAAUUACCAGCUCUACUGUAGGAAACAGUAAUUCUGAUUUAGAGAUGCAGGUUGAGAAUCUUGUUACUGAAAUCAACAGCGAAUUUGGUUCGCUGGAUUAUGUUCCCAUUCAUCAUUUCCAUCAGCUUUUAAGUGUCGAGGAAUAUUUUGCAUUGCUCAGUGCAGCAGAUGUCGCAUGUGUUUCUUCCAUACGGGAUGCCAUGAACACUAUGGCUUUAGAAUUUGUCGCUUGUCAAAAGAAAAACAAGGGCUCGCUUAUUUUGAGCGAAUUUUCCGGGACAGCGGAAGUAUUGAUUUCUGCCAGCGUAGUAAACCCUUACGAUUAUGCUGGUUUUGCUGAUACUAUCAAUCAUUGUUUAAGGAAAAGUAUAAAGGAAAGGGAACAAAAGUUCUCUUCGUUGUGGAUGCAGGCAACCUCGCAAUCGUCCCAACAAUGGAUAUAUAAACUGAUUAGCCGAUCUUUAAAUGAAAUUCGUUCUGUUAAAAGCAGAAUGACUACUCCUUCUUUAACUAUUUCUGAUAUACAAAAAAACUAUAAAGAAGCAAAGAAGCGUUUGUUUAUUCUAGAUUAUGAUGGCACACUUAUUCAGGCAGCUAGGAAUUCUUUGGACGCAGCCCCUACCGAUCGAGUUUUGCGUACCUUAAAAAGACUGGUAUCUGAUAGUCGCAAUAUAGUUUGGGUUCUCUCAGGGCGAUCGAAAAUGUUUAUGGAAGAGUGGAUGGAUGACAUUUCAGAAUUGGGAUUAUCGUCGGAGCAUGGUAGUAUCAUACGUCCUCCUAUGGCAGGCGAAUGGUAUAACAAUACGGAACAACUAGACUUGUCAUGGAAAGACACUGUUCGUGAUAUAUUUCAAUACUAUGUUGAACGUACCCAAGGGUCAUACAUCGAAGAAAAACGAAACUCUCUGUCAUGGUAUUAUCAAAAUGCAAACUCAGCAUACAGCAGGUUUCAAAGUUUACAAUGCCAAGCAAAUUUAGAAGGUCCAUUAAGACAAUAUGACGUUGAAAUCAGCUCAGGCAGGUACUUUCUUGAAGUGCAUCCUAAUUAUCUUAACAAAGGAGCCAUUGUCAAGCGAAUCCUUAAGCGUACAGGACGAACUGACUUUAUCUUUUGUGCCGGCGAUGAUAGAACAGACGAAAACAUGUUUGAAGUGUUUUUACCAAUGCCUUUUGACUACUUUAUUCAUUCCAAUUUGGUCGGUGAUGAUACUGAUUACGUUGAUCCGUCUAUGUCAAACGUAGAAGAUGAAAGACCUCACCAUAAUAAAGCGAAUUCAAAAAUUAUUUCAUACCGUGUGCAUGUCGGAUUAACGGACACAUCAACGCUAGCGGAUUAUCACUUACCAUCACCGAAAGAUCUAGUUGAUCUUUUGCUUUCCCUAUAACUCCCAAGUUUGAACGUUGGGAUAAAACAUGAAUUGACGAGACUAUUACUAUUCGGUUAUGUAUUUAUGUCUUAUUUAUAGCUACUACCCAUCUUUAAUUUACCAUUCUUUUUUCUUUUUCUUGUAUUUAUUGGUGUGAAACCGUCGCUCAAAAAUUGUUAUAUUGGGACCACAUAUUAAAUUCAACAUACGGGAGUGUCCAGUGAAAUUAAAGUUAUACUGGGAUUCUCUUAUAUUAGUGUAAUGUCCGAGGUUAUGUUCACAUAUAAUGAGAGUUUGCUAUUAUGGAUUUCGUAGGAACCUGAAACACAACUAUAAGUGAUUUCGAGAAACAUGUCUUAACAUUAAUUAUCGUCUACCCUGUGUUGAUGCACGGAUAACUGAUGUGUUCAAACUUGCGAAGAUAAAUGACUCUCAUCAUUAGGAUAUUCAUCUGUAAUUCUUUCAACCUACAAUUACAAAGGAUGAUGUUGAUUGCCUUCUAUCUAUAAUCAUGUUUUCUAAAUAGACGACCUAGUCCACAAACUUUUAAUAGUUUGCACCAUAAGAAAGAUGGCAACAAAAGUCUUGAAAGAAACGUCUAUGAAUUAUUAAGACUCUUCAGCCUAUGUUAAAGCCUGAGAAGAAAUGCAAACUUGAUAUCAGUAAGGCUUACAGGAUUAAAAGCUUCCUCAGAGACUACAAACUUAUGAACCGGAUUGAUUUUUAUGAAGCGCCUUGCUCUCGAAUAAUAAGCAAAGGUUCUUGGAUAACAAGAGGCUGUUGUAUUGGAGUAAUCAAAACUUGAGAUUACGGCGCUAGUUUUAGACAAAACAAAUCAUAAGAGGAUUAGAUGAAUAACGUCCAGGAUAAUGUAGCAACUGGUUUCUUAUUGAUCAUAUAUUUCUCUAAAAAUGGACGUACAACCGGUAAAAAUGGAUUUUCCUUCUUUUCUUUUCGUAACAUAAAAUCCUUUUUAAUGCAAAGCUUAAUGAAAAGAACCUUUCAGCAAUUAGAACAAGCAGUUUAAUAUAGGCUUAUAAAUAAUUUUUAAGAACAAAAAAAAGAAAAGUUAAAGUCACCCAAAAGGUUGAGGCACCAAUUUAUAAGCGGUACUACAUUAUAAUCGCAUUUCAUUUUGUUUUGGACGGUAGCACAUUGAGAACAUCGUCUAUAGUUACGCUUGUAUAUGUGCCUUUAAAUAUAAAAGCUUUCUUUUUUAUACCGGAGCUUGGCGUCAAAAACUUCGUAUAUGAAAGAUUUACUAUUUCAGGUUAUGGUUUCACAUUGCAAAUACGGAUAAUGGUAGAACAAAAGUUGGGUAAAUCGGACAAAAUUAAACAUAAAUCUCAUUUUCU
Schizosaccharomyces octosporus yFS286 is the source of this 4170-nucleotide messenger RNA. RefSeq names its product trehalose-phosphate synthase Tps2. Gene Ontology annotation, biological process: fungal-type cell wall organization; trehalose biosynthetic process; cellular response to heat. Lineage: Eukaryota; Fungi; Ascomycota; Schizosaccharomycetes; Schizosaccharomycetales; Schizosaccharomycetaceae. The coding region runs from base 275 to 2833 and encodes 852 amino acids. The transcript has a single exon. Gene Ontology annotation, molecular function: catalytic activity. Gene Ontology annotation, cellular component: cytosol; alpha,alpha-trehalose-phosphate synthase complex (UDP-forming). The record is from RefSeq and is a predicted model, not a curated record.